AUGAAGGGGGAGAACGUGACCAAGGUCAGCGCGUUCAUCCUGCUGGGCUUCCCCACGGCGCCCGGGCUGCAGUACGCGCUGUUCCUGCUCUUCCUGCUCACCUACCUCUUCAUCCUGCUGGAGAACCUGGCCAUCGUCGUCACCGUCUGGAGCAGUGUGGGCCUCCACCGGCCCAUGUACUACUUCCUGUGCUCCCUGUCCUGCCUGGAGGUCUGGUACGUGUCUGACAUCAUCCCCAAGAUGCUGGGCGGCUUCCUGCUGCGGCACAACCGCAUCUCCUUCGUGGGCUGCAUGACGCAGCUCUACUUCUUCAGCUCCCUGGUGUGCACCGAGUGCGUGCUCCUGGCCUCCAUGGCCUACGACCGCUACGUGGCCAUCUGCCACCCCCUGCGCUACCAGGUCAUCAUGACCACGGGGCUCUGCGUCCGGCUCGUGGUCUUCUCCUUCUUCAGCGGCUUCGGCAUCUCCGUGAUCAAGGUCUACUUCAUCUCCAGCGCCAAGUUCUGCGGCUCCAACGUCCUGAACCACUUCUUCUGCGACAUCUCCCCCAUCCUCAAGCUGGCCUGCACGGACUUCUCCACCGCGGAGCUGGUGGACUUCAUCCUGGCCUUCAUGAUCCUGGUGUUCCCGCUCGUCGCCACCGUCCUGUCCUACGGGCACAUCACCCUGGCCGUCCUGCGCAUCCCCUCGGCCACUGGCCGCUGGAAGGCCUUCUCCACCUGCGCCUCCCACCUCACGGUGGUCACCAUCUUCUACACGGCCAUGAUCUUCAUGUACGUCCGGCCUGAGGCCAUCGACUCCCGGAGCUCCAACAAGCUCAUCUCGGCCGUGUACACCGUGCUCACUCCCAUCAUCAACCCUCUGAUCUACUGUCUGCGGAACAAAGAGUUCAAGGAUGCCUUGACGAAGACCCUGGGCUUCAGGCAAGCUUCGCAGUAG
Molecule: messenger RNA, 939 nt
Organism: Talpa occidentalis (Iberian mole)
Lineage: Eukaryota; Metazoa; Chordata; Mammalia; Eulipotyphla; Talpidae
Product: olfactory receptor 6B2
Exons: 1
Coding region: 1-939 (312 amino acids)
Biological process (GO): G protein-coupled receptor signaling pathway
Cellular component (GO): membrane
Molecular function (GO): G protein-coupled receptor activity; olfactory receptor activity
Source: RefSeq, a predicted model, not a curated record